AUGGCAGCUCAACCAGAAACUCUAAAAUAUGGUCCUCAAUGGAUACGGGAAUUACCGGAUAGUGCAUUUAAUCCGACGAGACAUUCAAGUCGCAGUCCAACGAGAAAUCGCAUUGCAAACAUGUCACCGGUGCCGUCCAUAAAAUGUCUGCCAAAUAAUUCUUCCAGUUGUGCAGAAGUCUCUAGUUCAUCUUUCGGGGACAAAAGGAAAGACUUGGUUUCAGAUAGUGUCGGGCAGUCCUUUUGGUUCGGAGAAUCUCUGUGUACUCCUGUUUCUGGGAUUGACGUAGAUGGUCAGGGACUUUCUUCUGGAGAGCCGUCUAAACAAUAUUCAAAUUGUGUCCCAUCUAAUUCAAUAUACUCUCGAAAAUGCAAUACAAACGAAGUCAUUAAUUCUUCAGGUCCUUGUGAUGAUGUCAACAAGCAUACCUUACAGUGGGAUCAAAAGUCUCUUAUUCCUGCACCUGAGCCAUGUUGGCAACUUUGCUCAACUUCAGGAGACGUCAUGUUGGUCGGCAAAACCCUAGAUUCAUUUCAUCUGAGUACACCAAUGCAUUCUAUCUCUUCACAGAGUGUAGGAUCUUCGGAAAUACCCUAUGCAGCCACUCCUGUUUUUCCUGGAAAUUCAUCGGUUUUAAGCAAUGCUACACUAAACGUGACCUCUAGUCCGCUUAAUGAUGGUGUUCCAGUUCCCCAAUCAGAUUCAUUUCGGAACAAUAAUGCUGAUUCAUAUAAUCAAAGUAAGCGGGCUGUUAGUGCUUAUUACGGGAUCAAGGAUCCAGACAAGAUAUCAGAUUCUAAUAUGAAUCCGAGUACAAUCUGGAUGCAACAGCAUAUUUGGUCUAAAUCUGUUCCUCAACACUUGCAUGGUCCUAAUCCUGUUGACUCCGUAUCCAGUUCCAUAUCGAACCUUUGUGGGGUCGCGACUACAGGAAGCGGUCGCCAUACAAGCUCUAGUGUUCCUGAUAUCGACAACAUACACCAUAUUUUUUCACGGUUACCUGCAUUCGACCGAAUUAUUCAGUCAAGUUUAAGUAAUCCCUAUCCCCCAUCUACUGUCAAAAUUCAAAAUCCUUGUAAUAUAUUAGAUGAAGAAAGAGGCUUCCUCAGGCCUGAUGGGUCUGAUCAACCUGAUGAACAUAUGUGGCUAUAUGAAGAUCCUCAAGGUAGGACACAAGGCAGUUUUAGCGAUGCUCAAAUGAAUGAAUGGCUUAUGGCUGGGAUUUAUUUCACUCCGUAUCUUCGUAUUCGACGUAAAUGCGAUGACACAUUUUCUACUCUAGCUAGCUAUACACAACUGUUUGAACGUGUUCCAUUUGUUCCUGGCCCACGGAUACCUCCUAUUCAUGGAGGAAUCAACCUAACAAUGUUGGCAUUGUCUAAUACUGCUGGCUCGAAUAAACUCACUGUUGAAAGUUUGGAUAAUUCCUCUAUAAAUUUGACAUCAAGUGGUAAUUCAAACAGUCACAAUCAUGCGGAAGUUAAUAUGAUCAACCCAAGAAUCAUCGGAGCCAACUCAGUUGAUGACAGUCGUAUCUUGUUAUCUGAAUCACAGCGCCGCGUUUAUCAACAGCUUUCAGAUUUUCCCACUUCUAAUGCUACAACCAAUGCUACCGGAACAUCGGUAUCUUCAUGUCACGUUACUGAAGAGAGUUUACACAUUAUGAGACCCAAGAAUCCUUUGUAUGGUCUUAGUGACAUAUCAGUAUCAGUGAGUGCGCCAAUAUCCUUGUUAAACAGUUCGAUCAGUAAUUUAAGACUUGGUGAUUCUACGGAAGCAGAUUUUAAGUCUAUACUAGACAACUCCAGUAAUCUACACCAGCAGAAGCAACCAGUUACUUCAGUCUCAAAUUUCAUGAACUUAGCCUCAUUAAUUUCACUGAAUCAGUCUUUCCCAUCCUUUAACUUUCAAUUCCCUUCCAGACCUCAGACUGAAAAUGGAACUACCAUGGAAGACCUCACUGCAACAGCUAGCUCAUUUCUGUCUCCAGGUUUUUGGUCUAUUUUAACCCAGUACCUAAAUCUGAAUCCACCUUCUUCAAACCAGACUACUACGCCUAUGCAACAACUAGCUGAAACGGCACAGUUAGCAGCCCAACUUGCAGCUUUAGCUGGAUCGCAUAGUCCGGAUCAAACUCCCAUGCAACCUGCUCAGGCAUUAGCUCUAGCGCAAUUUCUGAUGACUCGGGGUGUUGGGCUGGGGAACGGUAAUACAACAACAAGUAACUGUUCCAACGUUGGUCCAAUCUCUUCCAAAAAAGAUGAGUGUUUCGACGAAGAUUGUGGUCCUAAUUCAUGUAGUCUGCAUACUUCAGGAACUUGUGCUAUAAGUGAACGGCGUCAGGAAUCACAAACACAGAGGCCUUGUCUUGGUUCGUCAGCAAAUCGAAAUCCAUCUCAUGGUGGUGAUGGGCGAUUCAAUUCACUGAACAAGACAUCUAGUGAAAUAGUGUUUGCGAAAAAUUGUACGAACAUGUCAGAUAGUUCACCUAAUGGCAAUCAAAGUGGGCAUUCUCAUCGUUCAAACAAUCUAAACAAAUCUCAACCUUCACUUGACGGAUGCGGUCGAAGUCAGCAAAAUGGUCGAACACCAACAAACACUGGCUUUUGUUCUAGUGCUUCUGCACGUAGUGUAGAAGUGAGACAGAAUGUAAAUAAUCUAUCCCUAACGGGAUCCACAAACCAGAGCAAAACUAAGGUCAAACAUCCAACUAGUGGGCAUUUGGAACGUGUACAAUUGUCGGAUGCUCGGUUCGCACGUUUUGAAUCUGAUUCUGGGAAUUCGUCGAGUUCUGUGGUUAUUGAUAAUGCAAGUGCGAACAGCCAAAAACCACUCACCAAUUCGGUAUCUAAAUCAAGUAAUGUUCGAUCACCUACGAAGGCAACUGUUCUGAAUAAUCCCUCAUCGGCUCACUCAGCUGCUAAUGCAAAUAUUCGUUCGUCUGAAACUACAUUCUCAUCCGUUGUAUCAAAUUCAGAAAACGAUUCUGAUCAGACGGUUGAAGAAGAACUUAAAAGGCUAACGCAAUGGUGUCAGUCAAGACUUAGUUCAAUGCCGAUGCGUGAAAAGGUCGAUAUCCCGACGGUUGUUGAAUUAUUGGCUACACUAGAUGCUCCUUACGAAGUUGAACGAAUGGUACAAACAUUUUUGGGUGAAACAGCUCGUACAACCCAGUUCGUCAAAGAUUUCCUUGAUCGUCGAAGACCUUUCUGGCAGCUGCAUAGAAAACGCAGGGAACAGGCGUGUACUAUGCAGGAAUCUACAUGUCAAAAUCCUGGUAAUCAGUCUGUGAACACAGUUCGACCGACUGAAAAAAAGAAACGGGCAAACCCAAAUGAUUGCAGUACCAGUAACACACAGCGCCAGAACGCUAGCACUUGCAAUGGCCUGAGUUGGACCAAAUCAGAUCCUGUUCACCUAACAAAUACUGAACAGGCGCAGGAUAAUCAGUGGCAUCAUAUCAAACCUAAAGGAAGUCAUAAUCGUAAAUGCAAAAAAGAUAAAUCAACGUGA
This is a messenger RNA of Heterobilharzia americana, 3513 nucleotides long. The record is from the annotation of a GenBank genome assembly. NCBI's taxonomy places the organism in Eukaryota, Metazoa, Platyhelminthes, Trematoda, Strigeidida, Schistosomatidae.